UUUAUUAUCCUUAUUUAUUAAUUAAUAAGAAGCGUUAUGCUGGUUUGUGUUUCUCUUCUCCUGAGAAUUAUGACAAAAUGGACUGCAAAGGAUUGGAAACAGUCAGACGAGACAAUUGUCCUCUUGUUGCCAACCUAUUGAACACAUGUUUACAUAAAAUAUUGAUAGAGAGAGCACCUUUUGAAGCUCUUGAAUAUGCUAAGGGAACUAUAUCUGAUCUCUUGUGUAACCGUAUUGACAUCUCACAGCUGGUAAUAUCUAAAGAACUGACUAGAACUAGCACAAGCAAAGAAUACGUCAAUAAACUAGCUCAUGUGGAGCUAGCAGAAAAAAUGCGUAAGAGAGACGCUGGCUCCGCCCCUAAUCUAGGCGACAGGGUACCCUAUGUUAUUAUCGCCAGUGCUAAAGGAACACCUGCCUAUAAGAAGGCAGAGGAUCCUAUUUAUGUACUAGAGAACAACGUCCCCAUUGAUACCGAGUACUACCUUGAGAACCAGCUGGCCAAACCACUACUGAGAAUAUUUGAGCCGAUAUUGGGAGACAGCAAAGCUCAUUCUGAAUUGCUCAAGGGUGAUCACACUCGGUCUAGGACAGUAAAGACCUCAUCAGCUCAGGGAGGGUUGUUUGGGUUCACGACAAAACGUAGCACCUGUAUCGGAUGUAAAUCUGUUCUAGACAAUAACGAUGGUGUAGUGUGUCCACAUUGCCAGCCAUUAUUGUCAGGAUUAUAUCAAAAAGAAAUGGUCCAGCUCUCCCAGUUAGAAGAGAAGUUUUCUCAGCUUUGGACCCAAUGCCAGCGUUGCCAAGGGAGCCUUCAUGAAGACGUUAUAUGUACCAGUCGUGAUUGCCCCAUAUUCUACAUGAGAGUUAAAGUUAGGAAAGACUUAGAUGCACAGGAUAAAAUACUUCAAAGAUUCGGCCCACCAAUCUGGUAGAGAUUUAACAAUUGACACAACUACUGAACUAUUAUUAAUAACUAACAACAAUAAUAAUUAAUAAUUAAUGAUUAUUAUUAUGGUCACAGGUUAUGCUCUAAUGGCUA
Molecule: messenger RNA, 1042 nt
Organism: Amphimedon queenslandica
Lineage: Eukaryota; Metazoa; Porifera; Demospongiae; Haplosclerida; Niphatidae
Product: DNA polymerase delta catalytic subunit-like
Exons: 7
Coding region: 78-935 (285 amino acids)
Biological process (GO): nucleotide-excision repair, DNA gap filling; DNA-templated DNA replication; DNA replication proofreading
Cellular component (GO): delta DNA polymerase complex
Molecular function (GO): DNA binding; nucleotide binding; 3'-5'-DNA exonuclease activity
Source: RefSeq, a predicted model, not a curated record